AUGGCAUUCAUCUCGACGGCGUCCACCAUGGUGAUGAUGCGACUGGAAAGGCAGGGCUACGACGGUGCCGGCGACGACAUCCAUCGUUGGACGGCGACGACGUGCAUAAUUCUCCCUGCUACCGGCUCCCGGACAAAUCUCGGCACUAGAAAUUUCUCAUUUUCGGAUUGCCGGAGGCUUGGUUCAGCCGGGCGUGCUUGGAUUCACUCAGCUGCAGGUAAAAGCUCGACCUCGGGAGCUCAAGAAAUUGCUUCAGUCGCAGACCGCCUACUCUCGGCAUCUGGUGUGCUCACCUCGCCGGAAAUCUGUUGGCCCUUGGUUGGGGUUCGUCGUCACGCCUGGAGGUCGAAGGUCGCAGAUCAUAUGUAUGAGCUCGACGUCGGAGAGUGUGAAUUCCAAACAAACAAUCUUUGA
This is a messenger RNA of Striga asiatica, 414 nucleotides long. The record is from the annotation of a GenBank genome assembly. NCBI's taxonomy places the organism in Eukaryota, Viridiplantae, Streptophyta, Magnoliopsida, Lamiales, Orobanchaceae.